This is a messenger RNA of Micropterus dolomieu (smallmouth bass), 2898 nucleotides long. RefSeq names its product cytochrome P450 2F3-like. Gene Ontology annotation, cellular component: cytoplasm; intracellular membrane-bounded organelle. The record is from RefSeq and is a predicted model, not a curated record. Bases 83 to 1561 code for a protein of 492 amino acids. Gene Ontology annotation, biological process: xenobiotic metabolic process. The transcript is spliced from 9 exons. NCBI's taxonomy places the organism in Eukaryota, Metazoa, Chordata, Actinopteri, Centrarchiformes, Centrarchidae. Gene Ontology annotation, molecular function: iron ion binding; heme binding; oxidoreductase activity, acting on paired donors, with incorporation or reduction of molecular oxygen, reduced flavin or flavoprotein as one donor, and incorporation of one atom of oxygen.
ACAAUCAGUGGCUCUCUAUAAAGGGUUAGACCUUCAGUCAGUUGCAGAAGACAUAGUUAAACAUUUUCUUUCGUGGAGCAUUAUGGAGUUCUCUGUCACGUUGAUUUCAGCAGGGCUAACGUUACUCAUUGCUUUGGUGUGGUUGUUCAGUCAGAAGAGCAGUAAGCAGUUACCUCCAGGACCCACUGGCCUGCCUAUCAUAGGAAACCUUCUACAACUGGACAAAAUAGCUCCAUUCAAAACUCUGGUAAAGCUAAGUGAAAGAUAUGGCCCUGUGAUAACUGUGUACCUGGGGCUUCAGCGCACUGUGGUGCUGGUGGGGUAUGAUGCGGUGAAGGAGGCACUGGUGGACCAAGCAGAUGACUUCACUGGCAGAGGACCUAUUCCUUUACUGCUCAGAGCUACAAAGGGCUAUGGUUUGGCGAUCAGUAAUGGAGAGCGGUGGAAGCAGUUGCGACGUUUCACCCUGACAACACUUAGAGACUUUGGGAUGGGACGCAAGGGGAUGGAAGCGUGGAUCCAGGAGGAGAGCAAACACAUGGUGGCCCGCAUAAAUAGUACCAAAGCCACACCUUUUGAUCCCACCUACUACAUGAGCUGCACUGUGUCCAAUGUGAUCUGCUGCUUAGUUUUUGGUCAACGCUUCAACUAUGACGAUGACAACUUCCUCCGUAUUCUGGAGACAAUUUCAGAAAUCCUGAAAUUUGGCAGCAGUCCCUGGGGUCAGCUGUAUAAUAUCUUCCCUCGGUUGAUGGAAUGGCUACCAGGUCAACAGCACACAAUAUUUGCCGAAGUUGAAGACCUGAGAGACUUUAUGAUGAGAAGGAUCCAGGAACACCAGGACACGCUGAACCCCAGCUCACCCAGAGAUUACAUCGACUGCUUUCUCACUAGACUCAGUCAGGAAAAGCAUAUUCCCACAACUGAGUUCCACUAUGACAAUUUGGUGUCAACAGUGUUGAAUCUGUUCCUGGCAGGAACUGAAACCACCAGCUCAACUAUCAGAUAUGCACUAAGUGUACUGAUAAAAUACCCCAAAAUACAGGAGACCAUGCAAAAGGAGAUUGAUACUGUGAUUGGACAGGGGCGUUGUCCUUAUAUGGAGGACAGGAAGUGCCUCCCCUUUACAGAUGCAGUCCUCCAUGAAAUUCAGCGUUUUCUGGACAUUGCCCCUAUGAGCUUCCCUCACUAUGCACUCCAUGACAUCUCUUUUCGGGGUUACACAAUUCCCAAGAAUACAAUAAUUGUUCCCUUGUUGCACUCUUUGCUGAAAACGGAAAAACACUGGGCGACCCCUUGGUCCUUCAAUCCCCAGCACUUCCUGGACCAGAAUGGCAACUUUAAGAACAAUCCUGCAUUCCUGCCAUUCUCUGCAGGAAAGAGAUCUUGUGUCGGAGAGUCCCUCGCUCGCAUGGAGAUUUUCCUCUUCAUGGUGUCACUUCUGCAGCAUUUCACCUUUUCUUGCCCUGGAGGACCUGACAGUGUAGAUCUCAGCCCUGAGAACAGCAGCUUCGCCAAUGUGCCUCGCAAGUACAAGAUCAUUGCAACACCCCGGGGUUAAUGAGAUUUUACAGCAUACUCAUGUGUUUUCAUAUUUUCUUCUAGCCUUCAAACUCCCAAAAUCCCAAAUGGAUCAUUUGAUUCUAAAGUACCUCAUUUUGUGAGUAGAUCAAGAAAAUUGAUUUCUUUCUCCUGGGCAUGUAACUCCGGCCAUGUUUACUUCUGGCCAUGUCUUCUCAGAGCCCACAGGGGCAUCUGUUGGCAAAUAACCUCACAAUGUAAAAACUGAGAGGCUAUUGAUGUUGCUGCAGGCCUGUUAAAAAAUUACACUUUUAAUGGUGAAGAUAAUGUCUACUGGUUUUCCAAGAAUUUCCAUGUACCCAACUGACUUUCUAAAAUAUUUUUGUCACACAAAUGCUCACACCAGUACAGUACACACAGAUAUUUGCAUUUGAAAGAGGAGAGAACUGUUUUUGUAAUUUCCUGGACUCCUGUUGAGACAAUAUUUUAAAAACAGCUCGUUUGUAGUCCAGCCGCUUCCCUUCCUGUGACGACACAGCAAAAUAAGCGUCAUAAUGCUCGUCAAAGAUUUUUUAAAAGGCUAUCUUACUUAAUAUGUCAAAAAAUGCAUGAAUCACACAAUAAUAACUAAAAAGAAUUGUAUAUGAAUGUAUUUUAUUAAUAAACAAGAAAUACUGAAUGUUUUAUCCUAAUUGCAUCAAUCAUCUUGUGACCAACAGUAUAGUCUUUAACCCCAUAAUAAGACUCACUGGUUGACAGCCCUUAGGACAGUGAUGUACAGCAAGGAGUUACAUGUGUAAUUUGAUGAGUUCAAGGUCAGAUGAUUGGUUAAGCUGUGUGUCAGGCUGUCAGCGGGUUGAUGCAUGUUCCAGUGUAUCAUUGUCUUGUGUUUGAGCAGCAGAGUAAAUGUACACGUCAGACUUUGGGGAUCAGUGUCAAAGACUGAGUCUGCAAUAUGUUAAGAACCCAUCAAAUUACUUACAGUUUCAACUGUCAUGGCAGGUUUUUAUUAAACCUUAAUAAGUCAGUGUAAGGAUGUUAUUACAUCAAGUGUACAGCAAUAUAUAUGGUAUUAUAUAUAUAUAUUUGUUCAGUACUUUUUUGGUUCUGUAAUACAAAAUUUACAAUGUGUACUAAACCUAAAUAUAUGUCAUACAUUAAUAAGUUUUAUAUUUUUACAAUCAAAUCUAUCAGAAAAUAAAUAUUAUUAAAUAUUGUGCUUUAUUGACUAUCUUGCUAAAUAGAUUAAUACUAACAUGUAGUACAUAUUUUGUAGCCAGUAUGAACCUACAUGGGAAUCAGUUGUCAUGAUUUCGCCAGAAAACAAGAAACCAUAGUAUUUGUCCGAGUGAUGAUGGCACACUGGUUAAUAUCAUU